Molecule: messenger RNA, 1045 nt
Organism: Impatiens glandulifera
Lineage: Eukaryota; Viridiplantae; Streptophyta; Magnoliopsida; Ericales; Balsaminaceae
Product: abscisic acid receptor PYL9-like
Exons: 3
Coding region: 215-757 (180 amino acids)
Biological process (GO): abscisic acid-activated signaling pathway
Cellular component (GO): cytoplasm; nucleus
Molecular function (GO): abscisic acid binding; signaling receptor activity; protein phosphatase inhibitor activity
Source: RefSeq, a predicted model, not a curated record
UCCGUUCUGCGUGAAAGAUGGACUGAACAGAACUCCAUUCAGGGAAGAAGAAGAAGAAGAAGGCGCAGAGCGAGAGAUAUAUAUAGAGAGAGAAACAAAGAAAGAUAGAACGUAGGAGGAGGAUGUAGGCAACGCCAUUCUGAAUCUCAGGAAACAGUCAUAAAGCUCUUGAUUUCAAUUACUUCGGAGAGAUUCUGAAUGAUUUAAACUAGUAAUGGAAGCACAAUACAUAAGGAGGCAUCAUCAACACGACUUGAAGGAGAAUCAGUGUUCUUCUUCCCUCGUCAAACACAUCAACGCUCCCGUCGACAUCGUUUGGUCUUUGGUAAGAAGAUUUGAUCAACCACAGAAAUACAAGCCUUUCAUCAGUAGAUGUAUAGUUCAAGAAGGGGAUCUGAAGAUCGGUAGUCUACGUCAUGUAAACGUGAAAUCGGGUCUUCCAGCAACAACAAGCACAGAGAGGUUAGAACUAUUUGACGAUGAAGAACACAUCUUGGGGGUUAGGAUUAUUGGUGGUGAUCACAGACUGAAGAAUUACUCUUCAAUCCUGACAGUCCAUCCAGAAGAAAUAGAUGGGAAGGCAGGAACAAUGGUGAUUGAAUCAUUCAUUGUGGAUGUUCCAGAUGGAAACACUAAAGAUGAAACAUGUUACUUUGUGAGGGCACUGAUUAACUGCAACCUGAAAUCUUUAUCAGAUGUAUCAGAGAGGAUGGUUAUGGCUGUGAGGGAUCAAGCUGGAGUUGUCAAUGGCAAUUAAAAAGGUUGGUUGGUUGGAUAUGAUUUGUUUGAAGAUCAUUGAUUGUUAUAAAAAAAGUUUUGGUUUUGUGGUCCUCAUGGGUUUGGUUUGUCUUCCUUUCUAUCUUCAUCUUCAUCUUGUUCUUGUUUGUUCCUUCCUACCAGCUGGGAUUCUCAUCCACUUGCUGCUACUAGUGGUUAUGGUUAUGUUCAAGCAAGCAUACAUGUGAAUAUAAGGCUGUUGUAGUUUCAUUUAUGACACUUGUUUUCUAUGUUUGUUUGUUUUAUGUACUACUAUUAUUAUGCUCUA